This is a messenger RNA of Cuscuta epithymum, 1890 nucleotides long. Lineage: Eukaryota; Viridiplantae; Streptophyta; Magnoliopsida; Solanales; Convolvulaceae. The record is from the annotation of a GenBank genome assembly.
CCGAGUUCCAACAUAGCCUUCCUUAAUCACGAGGGGGAAAAAAUUAAAACACAGAGUCCGUACAUUUGCCAUUUGUUUUUGCUCAUCAUUAAAAGCCGUACCAGUCGACAACCAAUAAGAGUUGAGACACUGGGAGGCUGAGUGGUGGAAGAGCGGAGGAGCUGAUAAAACGGAAGGCGGAGAACUGGAGUUGGUUUACAGCAGCUGAAGAAUGAGACCAAACCCUAGAAGAGAAGCAGUUGAAGAAGAAGACACAACCCAUGGGAAAUUGUGGCACUAGAGAGGAAUCCGCUGUCGUCUCCACUGCUCACCGUCAAGUAGAGCAGCAGUUUCAGGGUUUAUCAGCUGGGAGCAGGAAUGGUGGUGCUGAGAAGAAGCACAUGAGUGGCCGUUCUACAUCAGAUCUGAGUGACCCUUCAACUCCACGCAACUUGGAUGAUUUUAGAAAGAAUGUCGUGCUGUAUACUCAUGUCAUUGCCUUCACUCUAUUUGAGUUGGAGACCAUUACCAAAAGUUUCCGGUCUGAUUACAUUCUUGGUGAGGGUGGGUUUGGAACAGUGUAUAAGGGAUACAUUGAUGAGAAUGUCAGGGUGGGCCUCAAAUCCCUCCCUGUAGCGGUCAAAGUUCUCAACAAGGAGGGCCUUCAAGGUCACCGUGAAUGGCUCACUGAGGUGAACUUUCUAGGCCAACUUAGACAUCCUAAUCUCGUCAAGCUGAUAGGAUAUUGCUGUGAGGAUGAUCACCGGCUACUUGUAUAUGAGUUCAUGUUCAGAGGAAGCCUUGAGAAUCAUCUGUUCCGAAAGGUAAAUGUUCCGUUAUCUUGGUCAAAGAGGAUGAUGAUUGCUCUUGGAGCAGCAAAGGGGCUAGCUUUUCUUCAUAACGCAGAAAGGCCUGUUAUAUAUCGUGAUUUCAAGACAUCAAAUAUUUUAUUGGAUUCUGACUACACUGCCAAACUUUCUGAUUUUGGUCUUGCAAAAGCCGGGCCACAAGGGGAUGAAACUCACGUAUCAACUCGAAUAAUGGGUACAUAUGGAUAUGCAGCCCCUGAAUAUGUGAUGACGGGACACCUUACUGCAAGGAGUGAUGUGUACAGUUUUGGGGUGGUUCUGCUAGAGUUGCUGACAGGGAGAAAGUCGGUGGACAAGUCAAGACCAAGCAAGGAGCAAAACCUUGUAGAUUGGGCUCGACCAAAGCUCAACGACAAGAGAAGAAUGCUACAAAUAAUAGACCCUGGGUUAGAGAACCAGUACUCUGUUAGGGCGGCACAGAAAGCCUGUAGCUUGGCUUACUACUGCUUGAACCAAAAUCCGAAGGCCAGGCCUCUAAUGAGUGAUGUGGUCGAAAGUCUGGAGCCCCUACAGUGCAGCGGAAGUGGGAGUGAAACUUCAUCAUCGGCAUUCUCCUCUUCUGUUGGCGUUGCAUUUUCUGUGGGAAGGGUGCCUGAGUUUCAAUUGCAUCACAGGUUUGCUCGCACUCCUGUUGCAUGUCGGUCUCCUAACCCGAAUUGUUCCCCAGGUGGACUUGCACCGCCACCAUGUCGGGUAAGAUAAUAAUGAUAACGAUUAUGUCUCGUUUUUGUUCCUGUGUGCCGUUUCAUUGCGCUGCACUCAUCCUUGUAACAUAACGCUACUUGGGUGCAUUUGUUUCUUCAACGCUAGGUGUAAAUUGUGCUUCGUAAUGCAAGUCUUUUUGGUUGUGUUUGUUUAAUAGAUUAGUGUUGCACUUCGUGAAAAUAAGGAACAACAAUGCCAGGUGUGCACCUUUACACCAUUUGUACAACUUCCCUGCAAAUAAUUCAUGUUUGUCAAAUUCGGUCGGAAAAACGUGUUUGUGUGAAGAAAAUCUAACACAUAAGGAGAGUCUCCCAUGAUUUUUAAAUUUAAAAACGCG